Molecule: messenger RNA, 303 nt
Organism: Striga asiatica
Lineage: Eukaryota; Viridiplantae; Streptophyta; Magnoliopsida; Lamiales; Orobanchaceae
Source: the annotation of a GenBank genome assembly
AUGAGGAAAUUCGAUCCAUGGCCCGUGUUCUUCAAGAGAGAGUGGAAUCGCAACUGGCCUUUCCUCGUCGGGUUCGCCGUUACUGGGGCCAUCAUUACUAAGUUCUCUCUCGGUCUCACUGAGGAGGACGCGAAGAACUCUCCGUUUGUGCAGAGGCACAGGAAUCUUAGUUCAAUAAUAGAACCACGGUCAUCGGAUAUUGUGCUUUUCGGCGGCAUACAAAUGAAAGUAUCACUACUUAAUUUGCUCGGUCACUGGACAAGGCCAACAACAGAGACCUUUCACCGUCUUCAGAAGAAUUAA